AUGUCGACCACUACUACUACUCAGACCACCAACACAGUCUCGCACUCUCAGGUGCAACUGGCGGCGGCACCUGUCGCCGUUGGUCACAACUUCCAGGACCUCGCUCGCGGAGAUCGCGCUGGGCGACUGAAGCUCAAGGGCAUUCCGACCUUCUCGGACCCUGUGGCCCAGCGGCAAUGGAUGAAAGAGCACAUGGCUGCAGCAUUCCGGUUCUUUGCCAAGCACGGAUAUGCUGAGGGCAUUGCUGGCCAUAUCUCGAUGCGUGACCACCUUUGGCUGAACCCAUAUGCGAAGCACUUUGCCGAUAUGAGGGCAUCUGACCUGGUCCUCGUCGACCACGACGGCUAUGUUGUCGAAGGCGGAAACCAGGCCGUCGUCAACACGGCGGGGUUCAUCAUCCAUUCCGAGGUUCACAAGGCGAGACCAGAUGUCUGGGCCGCUGCCCACGCUCACAGUGUCCAUGGCAAGACAUGGAGCGCGUUCGGCAGACCGGUUGAUAUGCUCACUCAAGACUCGUGCAACUUCUAUGGCAAACAGAGUGUCUACGACGACCACGGAGGCGCAGCACUCGCUCAGGAGGAAGGGCAGGCAAUCGCAGCAGCACUGGGCAAGGAUAACAUGGUCUGCAUUUUGAAGAACCACGGAUUAUUGACAGCAGGUCGUACAGUUGACGAGGCAGCCUUUCUUUUCUACAGCCUCGACAAAGCCUGCCACUCGCAGCUCAUGGCGGAAGCCGCGGCUGCUAACUCGAUCGCCAAGACAAUUAUCUCGGAUGAAGUUGCUCAGUUCAACGCUGAAGUUAUUCAGAGCGCGGAUAACUUCUACAUUGAGUUUCAACCCGAGUUUGAUCUGAUUGUGAAGGAGAGCAACGGAGAGGUGCUACUAUAG
Molecule: messenger RNA, 888 nt
Organism: Fusarium keratoplasticum
Lineage: Eukaryota; Fungi; Ascomycota; Sordariomycetes; Hypocreales; Nectriaceae
Exons: 5
Coding region: 1-888 (295 amino acids)
Cellular component (GO): cytoskeleton
Molecular function (GO): actin filament binding
Source: RefSeq, a predicted model, not a curated record